AUGGCUACUGCAGCUCCCAUCUCUGUACGGCCCCCCGAAGGCCCUAAAUCCAGAGUGUGGAGGCUUGCUGGUGACAGUGCUGCGAUGACUGCAGUCCUAGAUAUGGCACGUCAUGUGCCCCUCCCUGGUUCCUCUGCUGCUGCCUCUCUCCGGAGACCGGGGCAUGACGAGGAGGAUGAGGAUGAAGAACACUGUGAGGGACAGACCUCUGUUGGAAUGCUGCUUGCCAAGAUGAAGACAUGUGUGGACACGUACACCAAUCGCCUCAGGUCAAAGAAAGAUAAGAGUAAAGGUGUGGUGAAGGCAGACAGCUCCGAUCCAGAGCCUGAGGGUUUGACUCUGCUGGUGCCUGACAUCCAGAGGACAGCAGAGAUAGUCUACGCUGCUACUACCAGCCUACGGCAAGCCAACCAGGAGAGGAAGCUGGUGGAGUCUUCCAGGAAGGUGUCCUGUCGUCCCAAGCCCCUGUCCAUUCUACGCUCUCUAGAGGAGAAAUACGUAGCUGCCAUGAAGAAGCUGCAGUUUGACACCUUUGAAAUGGUCUCGGAGGACGAGGAUGGAAAAGUCAUGUUUAAGGUCAACUACCACUACAUGUCUCAAGUGAAGAACUCCAGCGAUACAAACAGCGCAGCCCGAUCCGCCGCCUCGCGCAGGAGGCCGUCACCCUGUCCACCUCUCUGCCCCUGUCAUCCUCUUCCAGUGUCUUUGUCCGCUGUGAUGAGGAGAGACUGGACAUCAUGAAGGUUCUCAUCACAGGCCCAGCAGACACACCAUAUGCCAACGGCUGCUUUGAGUUUGAUGUGUAUUUUCCCCAAGACUAUCCCAACUCCCCUCCGCUGGUCAACCUGGAGACCACCGGUGGACACAGUGUGCGCUUUAACCCUAACCUCUACAAUGAUGGCAAAGUAAGUUGGAAAAGAACUGAAUUAAU
Molecule: messenger RNA, 931 nt
Organism: Etheostoma spectabile (orangethroat darter)
Lineage: Eukaryota; Metazoa; Chordata; Actinopteri; Perciformes; Percidae
Product: baculoviral IAP repeat-containing protein 6-like
Exons: 7
Coding region: 1-741 (246 amino acids)
Biological process (GO): negative regulation of apoptotic process
Cellular component (GO): nucleus
Molecular function (GO): cysteine-type endopeptidase inhibitor activity
Source: RefSeq, a predicted model, not a curated record